AUGGGGAACUGCUGGCCAAAGCCUGUGGAUAGUCUCCCAAGCGCCGCCAAACUGUCCAACCCAAUCCACAACGAUGCAAAACCUUUAAAACCCUUCAAGAACAACAGCAACAGCAACAGUGGUCAGAAAAGCUUGUCGCCGCCAUGUGACGACACAGGUGGUGGUGUUGAAGAAGUGCCUCCAAGUGGGCGAAUUGUCACUCCAAACCUGAAAAUGUUCACUUAUGCUGAGCUGAGAAGCGCGACCAGAAAUUUCAGACCGGACACGAUGUUGGGUGAGGGAGGUUUCGGAAGGGUUUUCAAAGGAUGGAUCGAUGGAAAGACUUAUGCUCCAUCCAAGGUUGGAAUUGGAAUCCCAGUUGCGGUCAAGAAAUCCAGUCCAGAUAGCCCACAAGGCCUAAAAGAAUGGCAGGUUAGUUAG
Molecule: messenger RNA, 420 nt
Organism: Ilex paraguariensis (yerba mate)
Lineage: Eukaryota; Viridiplantae; Streptophyta; Magnoliopsida; Aquifoliales; Aquifoliaceae
Source: the annotation of a GenBank genome assembly